CCGGCGCGGAAAGACCGCAUUUCCCAUACUGCUAUGCUAUUUCACUCCCAAUCACUGCAGAGCAGGGCUAUAUUGUUGGCAUUCGUUACCUUCGUCGCGAAAAACCGAACACAGCUAAACCAAAGUGAAGAAGCAAAAGCGCGCGCGUUUUUGUGGGAAACCAUCAACGUGAUUUUCGCUAGUUUUCUUUCAUCUCUCUAGCGAACUCAUCGUGUCUACCCGGGGCUAACGAAUAGCAUGGUGACAAUUUUCGCUCUCCCUGCAGAGCUACAUUUAGAACAUACAGUCGCGUGCUACCAUCGUAUAUUCGAUUUUUCCUGUUUCUUCUUUUCUGGUUAAGUAAAAGUAAAGGUAGAAAAACAAAAUUGGGGUUCGGUUCUUACUUGCAAGAGUGGCGGUUGUUUAUCGGCGUGUUUGCUGUGGUAGCCACGAGUUUUUUAUAUAUGGGUUUAUCCAUUUUCGGUGUGUACGAAUUAUGGAAAAAUAGUCAAUCUGUCGGUGCCUUUACCUAUGGCACUCGUGCCGAGAUUCUGUCUUGUUGUAGGUGGUUGCACAGGUGUGAGACAAGAAAUAACACUGUAUACAAAGUGAUAAGUGAUAAGGAAGAUAGCAGAAUUUUCUCGCGCAGUUUUUUCGUUGGCAACGAAAGAAGCUACAUUACUUGUCGGACUUACUUUCCCGGCUGACGAGGAAUACGUUGCCAGUAGAUUGUUGACUGUGUUCCGAUGUAAACGUGCUACUCAUAGAUUUGACUCGUCCAAGUUUUCGACUAAAGGAUGUGUGUAGCGUAUUUCGUUUAAAGGAUAGUGCUAAGGAAAACAUCGUAUCUACUUCGCACGGGGAAUUAGAUACAUUUUUACAAGCAAGAUGAUGAACGAUAUAGCAAUGUGAGAUGUGAAUAGAAUUUAAAAGUAUUUUGCAAUCCAAUUAUCUGCGCAUUUGAUGAAGACUAGCGGUGAUUUCAUAUUGUGUUUUCUCAAGUGGAGGCGCCUGGUGUUUUGAAUGGUUGGUUUGUGAGAUUAUUCAGUCAACAGCGGAUUAACAAACGACACUAAAAAGUAAACGGUAAAACGAGACGUUCGGAAAAUUAUAAGCUACUGAAUUAAUUGCAUGCAUUUGGCUAUCUGUGUUCGAGCUGUAAAGAUCGUCAUCUGUGUUCAAGUCAGCACCUUUUCACUCAUUUGUCAGUUUGUUAUUGUCAUCAUUCGAGUGUUAUUUUCAAGCUUUAACAACUAUAUUCACGUUGUGUGUAUAACCUAUCAAAACAUAGUCACUAUCGUCAAUAGGCGCACUACGAUGGAGUUCGAAAUUCAAAAUCACAUCGCACAUCUUGGCAAGUUUUCAGUUAGCGCAGACGAGAAUGAUUGUCUACUGGAUGAAGCGUGUACGAUGCUGUCGGAGCUAUUACCGCCUUUGGGCCGCAUUACAACCAAAAUGACGUCGCCCAAUAGCAGUGUAGAGGAGAAAAUCAAAUCCAUCCCUAGCGACGAUUCCAGUGAGAUUGACACGAACAUCUCGAUUGAGUUAAUUACAGAAGACGAUGCUGAAGAUGUGCUGAAACUGCUCAAAAAGUUUUUCUUCAAGGAUGAACCGCUCAAUACAUUUGUGAACCUAGGAGAGUGCAAGGAGUUAGAAAAAUAUUCGAUCAAAUGUCUUCACGAGCAUUGCUCAUUCAAAGCGGUAAAUUCCCGUGGCGAAAUUGUAGGAGUAAACAUCAAUGGUGUAGUCAACAGACCGACAGUCACAGACGAACCUCCACAAAAACUGGCCGAUGGAUGCGAGCAUCCAAAGUUCAGAUUGAUCAUGGCUCUGAUGGACUACGUGGACGAUCAUUUCAAUAUUUUUGACUUAUACCAAGACGUCGAUAGGAUGUUGGAUAUCAAAAUAAUGUCAGUAGACAAUCGCUAUCGUGGAUUGGGGAUUGCUGGCAAGCUUACUGAUCGAACGAUGCAAUGUGUGAAAGAGAGAAACAUCAAAUUAGUGCAUGUUCUGUGUAGUAGUCAUUUCUCAGCUCGUGUGAUGGAGAAAAUAGGCUUCCAGGAGGUUUAUAAGCUACCGUACCGAGAUUACUUGGUUAAUGGAGAACAGGUCUUUGAUCCAGAAGAACCGCAUACAGCGGCUAGAAUUCUGGUGAAAAAGUUUGAGUAAAAUGCUAGUCCAUUUUGCAUACUCAUAUAUGUAUAACUGUUAUCAUUGGUACAUUGUCAUUAGAAUGUCACACCAAAACUGCAGAAACAUGAUUUUUUUUUGUUUUACUUUUUGAAGCACAAAUUUGGUGUAAUGCACAUGUGAUCUUUUUUUUUCGAAUUUUAUUCAAACCAACUCGCAGCAACUUGAUUCAAGUAGCUUAAAGAAGUUUGCGCGAACUAGGCUAUAGGUAGGCCGGUGGGAAGAAGUCGCAAAAAGCAUUUAUAAAUUUAAUGCCCUAAAAAUAUUUUUUAAUUCCGUAGCUAAGCAUUUAUUCACUCAAGUUCAUAACCGUCAAUUAUUAUCUUGUGACAGGCUAAAAAAGUAAAUCAAAAAAGCAGUACUAUAACUAUACGUUGUAUUGUCAAAAUUGUUGUGAUAGCACAUUUAAAAUAAGUCAUCAUAAUUUUACCAAUGUGUCAUGAAACGUACUAAAUAAUUCGAAAUAUGUCGCAGAUAUUUUCUAUGUAAGCAUUUUGAUCAGAAGCACAAUAAUUGUGAAAUAAAUAAAUUGCCUUAUAUUGAAGGGCUAUAGCAAGUCGCA
This is a messenger RNA of Wyeomyia smithii (pitcher-plant mosquito), 2731 nucleotides long. Its product is annotated as arylalkylamine N-acetyltransferase 1-like. NCBI's taxonomy places the organism in Eukaryota, Metazoa, Arthropoda, Insecta, Diptera, Culicidae. Gene Ontology annotation, molecular function: N-acetyltransferase activity. The record is from RefSeq and is a predicted model, not a curated record. Bases 1111 to 2148 code for a protein of 345 amino acids. The transcript is spliced from 5 exons.